Molecule: messenger RNA, 963 nt
Organism: Ipomoea nil (Japanese morning glory)
Lineage: Eukaryota; Viridiplantae; Streptophyta; Magnoliopsida; Solanales; Convolvulaceae
Exons: 3
Coding region: 107-568 (153 amino acids)
Source: RefSeq, a predicted model, not a curated record
GCAUCAAUUACGAGGGCGACCGAAACAUUACAAGGAUUUAAGCAGCCAUAGUGAGAAUGGAAGCUUAAUUUAGCAGCUCCGAUCGAAGCGGAGGAUUUGUGCCGCCAUGAAUAACUUGCUCUUACUACUACUACUUGUCGCUUUCCUCUACUGCUCUGGAGCUGGAGCAGCUACGGCUAUGGCGAAGCAGCGACGGCCGGGAUUUCUCUUCACCCGUAACAGAGGAAGAUGCACUCCCCAGUAUUGGAGCAGUCGGAGGGAGGCGUGGCCGAGGAUGGUGCCGGAGAUGUCGACGGUGUCGAAGGUGUUCGGAUCGAGGGCGUACGAACGGUACAGAUACGAUCUGACGCUGCUGGAGGCGGCGUCGCGGAACGACGACGGCGACGACGUGUUCGCCAGCCUGGUGAAGGAGUCCACGGCGGCGCUGCUAAAUUCCUACGCUAGGAAGCCACACUAUCACUUCACCGCCUGGGAAGUCAAGACUCGCCUAAUCCAAGCUUUGGUCUCUAAAGACGCCGCCGCUAAACAGGCUCAAAGCUUCGCCAAUGCAAAUCAGGCUUGCAACUGAAUCACUCUCUACCCAUUUCCAUUGGAAUUAAACUACUGCCUCCAUUUCUUCUGGUGUCACCUGCAGGGGCAAAAGUAGUUUGUACAAAGCCUAGUCUUGAGGGUGGGGUGUUGGUGAGAAGAUGAAGACAAUGGCAUACCUCAUCACUAGUAUACUUCACAUUAUAUUUCCGUUUUCUUUCAUCUUUUUCCUCUCUUCUCCUUUCAUCCUCCUGCUCGUUCAAAAUAACACACACCACCUGAGAACCUAAUUAGCUUGCUUGAUGUGAAAAGGUCAUUGAGAAAUCAAAUUGUGCAGGGAGUGUGGUUGUGAUUUGUGAAAUGUGAAACUUGAGACAUGCUAACAAAGUGUAAAGCGAAAGGAGAAUGAGAAAUCUUUCCUUUCUAAGAGCUUCA